CUUUUUUUUAUAAUUUUCAAGCCCCAACUUGAACACAUUUUGUCUUUGCGAUCAACAUCGUGAGAUGAAGCCGAGAUGAUUACAUGUCGGGGGUUUGGAUCCUCUGUUUGAUCGCCGCCCUCACACCUCCUCGCUGCUUUUUCUUCUCCAACAACAAGGAUCAUGAGCACAGACGGCAUAGAAGAGACGGACUCGCUGUGUGAAACUGACGAACUGGGUGAUGCAGAGCGCUGUGAGGAAGUUGUCUACGCUCAGGAAUUUUUACCAACAUAUCAGUCCAUCAGAGAAGGAGAGACCGUAACCAAAACACAAGUGGUAGAAUUCAAUGACAAACCUGAGUCGCUGUUCUUCAACGAUGGGAUUCGAAGGAUCGAUUUCAUCCUGGUGUAUGAAGAUGAGGACAAGAAGGAGUUUGAGAAGAGGACCAUGUCCCAGAGGCGCAAGAGACGGCGGGAGUACUUUGAGGCCAGCCUGAUGAAAAUGGGCUUGGAGCUGGAAGCCACUCCAUCUGUAGUCAACGACAAACUAAUGUUUGUCAAAGUUCACCUGCCGUGGGAUGUGUUGUGCACCUACGCCGAGGUCUUACACAUCAAGCUUCCCAUCCGGCCCAACGACAUGACCCCUCGCCCCUCCAUGUGGCGCUUCUUCACCUGCAUAACAAAGCACUUUUACCCCGACGAAAAGCUGAUCCAGAAAGAGGUGGAAUUUUUCACCGCCCCCUUUGAGAAGAACCGUCAGGACUGCUUCUACAUCAAGGACAAAGAUCUUUUCUUCACGCCGUCCAUGAGGAGCAGGAUGGCAUGUUAUAUCUUGAGCAAGGCCCAAUAUGAAAUUCGAGGUAACAUCAUCAAGUUUGGCAUCACCAAGCUGCUGAAUUCUGGGGUGUACAAAGCUGCCUACCCCCUUCACGAUGGCAAGUUCAAUGUUAAGUCCAAAGAAGAAGCUCCCAGUGAGAGGUACCUGCUUUAUAACGAAUGGGCAAAUCCCAAGAACUUCUACAAGAUGCAGCCUCUUGACCUCAUAAGGAAAUACUAUGGAGAGAAGGUUGGGAUUUACUUCGCCUGGCUAGGUUUCUACACAAUGAUGUUGGCAGUGGCUGCUGUUGUGGGACUGGGCUGUUUUAUUUAUGGACUCAAAAGUCAAGAAACAAGCACCUGGAGCAAAGAAGUUUGUGACCCAGACAUUGGGGGGAAGAUUGUCAUGUGUCCUCAGUGUGACCUGUGCAAAUACUGGAUACUGAACAGCACCUGUGAAACUUCCCAAAAACUGUCUAUAUUUGAUAACUUUGGGACGCUGGUGUUUGCAGUUUUCAUGUCCAUCUGGGUCACUUUGUUCCUGGAGUUUUGGAAGCGCUACCAGGCCGAGCUGGAGUACGAAUGGGACACUGUGGAAUUUCUGGAGCAGGAAGAGCCACCUCGCCCUGAAUACGAGGCCAGAUGUAUUUAUGAGAGGAAAAACCCGGUUACAGGGAUCACAGAAAAAGUUCCAUUCACAUCCUGCGGGCGGUGUGUUCGAAUCUCGAUAGGAAUUGGGACCGUCUGUUUUUGGAUUAUGUUGAUCCUGGCCUCUAUCGUGGCUAUCAUUGUGUACCGCCUGGCUGUCUUCAUCACCUUUUCCUACCAACUCAGAAAUAACAAUCUGAAGAACUUGGAGCCAAUAAAGGAGUAUGUGACGCCGCAGAUGGCCACAUCUGUCACUGCCUCCCUCAUCAGUUUUGUGGUGAUCAUGAUCCUCAAUAUUCUGUACGAGCGUGUCGCCAUCUGGAUUACAAACUUCGAGCUUCCACGCACCAGGACAGACUAUGAAAACAGCCUGACGAUGAAGAUGUUCCUCUUUCAGUUUGUCAAUUACUACUCCUCUUGUUUCUACAUUGCUUUUGUGAAAGGGAAAAUAGUCGGUUACCCCGGGAAGCCUGUUAAACUCCUUGGAGAAUAUCGAAGCGAGGAGUGUGAUCCUGGUGGUUGCCUCAUGGAGUUGACCACUCAGCUCGCCAUCAUCAUGGGUGGGAAAGCCAUCUGGAACAACAUCCAGGAGGUUUUGCUCCCGUGGGUAAAGAACUGGCUUUUCCGGCGCUGCGGCUCCAACGUCACAGAGAAGGUGACUCCUCGCUGGGAACAGGACUACCAGCUCCAGGCCAUAUCCCAGCUGGGACUGUUCUAUGAAUAUCUUGAGAUGGUGAUCCAGUUUGGAUUUGUGACCCUGUUCGUGGCUUCCUUCCCUCUGGCUCCAGUUUUGGCUCUGAUCAACAACCUGUUUGAGAUUCGGGUGGAUGCUUGGAAAUUCACCACUCAGUCUCGCCGCAUUGUUCCGCAGAAAGCCCAGGAUAUUGGUGCCUGGCAGCCCAUUCUCCAAGGCAUUGCCAUUUUGGCUGUUGCAACAAACGCCAUGAUCAUCGCCUUUACAUCGGACAUGAUUCCUCGAUUGGUCUACUACUGGUCCUUUUCCGUGUUUCCGUAUAGCGAUAACACUGAGCACACCAUGCGUGGUUACAUCAACAGCUCCCUGUCUGUGUUCAAUAUCAGCGAUUCACCCUUUGAUUUGACAGACAUCGCUAUGUCUGCUCCCUCCAACCUCACUACCUGCAGGUAUCGGGAUUUUCGCUACCCCCCUGGACACCCCUGGCAGUAUGAACACAACAUCCAAUACUGGCACGUGUUGGGAGCCAAAUUGGCUUUCAUAAUUGUAGUAGAGCACAUCGUUUACUUGACCAAGUUCCUCCUAUCCUACGUGAUCCCGGACGUCCCGUAUGCCGUCAAAGAACGAAUUAAACGGGAGAAAUACUUGACCCACGUUAUUCUCCACGAGACCAGCCUGAAGCUGGUGACCAGACGUUUAAAGCCACUCAUAGAUGACAAAAUCAGCCAUGAUGCCACAAACUUCAACAAGGAGGAGAUAGAGAUGAAGGCUACACUGACCCCAAUAGAGGAAAACAACUGACACAUUUUCUACAUUGACACAUUGCUUUUGGAUUUGUUAUGUGUACAAAUAUUUGUUUACUAAUUGCUCAAAAGUGAAUGAACAAAAUUCAAACAUUGCUUCUCUAUUUCUUUAAAGAAAGCAGUCUGGAAAAAGCAUAUAAUUUAUAUGUAUGUCCUAUUGCACUUACAGAGAUAAAGAUAUAUCUGCUUUAAUAAAAGCAGAAGCAACAUUUUGGCUAAAAGUCAGAAAAGCUCAGAUUUAUCCACCUUCCAUAAAGUUAUAAUUAAGCGCUCUGUCCUUAAAGCCACAUUUCAGCAGGUCAGCGUAAGCAGAGACACAGUCUUAUACCUGCUGCAUUUGUGCUUUUGAUUUGUUUGACCCUCUUUAUUUUAAACAUAGUUUGACAAAUAGGUGGCAGUUUAGCUCGGGCGGUAGAGCACAUCGUCCAACAACCAAAGGGUUGGCGGAUCCAUCCCCGCUCUCCCCAGCCAGCUGUCGCCCCCUGAGCGCAGCCCCCCAGGGGAUGGGCCAAAAUGUGGAGAAGAAUUUCCCCAUUGUGGGAUAAAUAAAGUAUCAAUUAUUAUUAUAUGUUUUAUAAGUAGCCAACCACCCUUUUUUUUAAAUUAGCUCUCUAUAUGUCAAAAUACAUUUUAUAAACAAAUGUAAAGUUCAUUUUGCUUAGUUGCUAAACCUGUGAAGAGACAACAGUUUGCUGCAGACCUCUGGUUCUCAGAUUUAUUUGUUUAUCCUCAUGUUAUUUUAUUCAACACUUGUGUUUAAUAUUAUAUGAUUUAAUGAUUCUUUUUGAAAGAAUCAGAGCCCAGCAUCAUGACCACUAAUAUAAGGCUACUUAUUGUCAUGAAAAUGUAUUUUUUGUGUGACUGUGUAAUGACCAAAGCUGUAUUAUAGCUUAUCAUAGUCUUUGUCAAUUGUACUACUGUUAUUAAAGCUACAUUUGAUAUAUUUUAAUACUUUUUUUUAAAGGUUCGACAUUUUUUGUCAUGUCAAAGUGAACUGUCAAAGAUUUAAUAUUUUUACUUUAAUUUGGUAUUUCAUCUAAACAUUUGGACUGUAAACAAGUGUUUCUUUUUAUUUAUUUUUAAAAACAAUCUCAAGUUGAGUUUUCACAAUACUAUGACAGAUAUGCAAACACAUCUUUCCUGCCCAUUAAACUAAAGCAGUUUUCUGAGCAUUAAGAUGAAAAUGUAUCUAUUUUUGAUCAAAGCGUUUGAGGACUACAAUUUCUGGACUGUCUUAGAAUCAGUAUCUCCACAUCCCUCCCACUUCAGGAAUGACAUCAAAUAAAAAAAAAAAUUCAGCAACAGUAUCCUUUCAAAGACUUAAAGUGCCACUGAUACUGUGGUAUCAAAAAUGUAUGAAAGAUAAUUUAAAUCAAAACAUUUUUUAUACAUUGAAUGUCUUAGAAAUUGUCUUGAAAGAUUUGUCUCAUGAAAACAAGAAAAUUUACCCAAUAAAACAGCAUAAAUUGUAAUACCAACAC
This is a messenger RNA of Oryzias latipes (Japanese medaka), 4420 nucleotides long. It is a transcript of the gene ano6, whose product is annotated as anoctamin 6. Lineage: Eukaryota; Metazoa; Chordata; Actinopteri; Beloniformes; Adrianichthyidae. Gene Ontology annotation, cellular component: plasma membrane. The record is from RefSeq and is a predicted model, not a curated record. Gene Ontology annotation, biological process: calcium activated phosphatidylcholine scrambling; calcium activated phosphatidylserine scrambling; chloride transmembrane transport. Gene Ontology annotation, molecular function: protein dimerization activity; chloride channel activity.